This is a messenger RNA of Vigna umbellata (rice bean), 1734 nucleotides long. NCBI's taxonomy places the organism in Eukaryota, Viridiplantae, Streptophyta, Magnoliopsida, Fabales, Fabaceae. The record is from RefSeq and is a predicted model, not a curated record.
UGUUCCUCUCUCAAAAUCUAAGCCAAACCAAGUUCAUUUCUCAACCCUUCUCUUUCACUCUCACUCAACAUUAAGAUCCUUUUCUCUCCCACUUUCUCUCUCUUUCUCGAGAAAAUAAAGAAAAUCGAAACCCCAAUUUCAAUUUCAAUACCAUUUUCAAUUUCAGUUUCGUUUGGAUUACUCCGAUAGCUUCAAUUCAUGGCUGCGACAAAACCCCAACGCACUCCACAGGAAGUGGAGGACAUUAUCAUCCGCAAAAUCUUCCUCGUCUCCAUAACAGAAAUCGAGAAGACAAGCGCAACGGAUUCAAGAAUCGUGUAUUUGGAACUAACAGCUGCGGAGAUUCUCAGCGAAGGGAAGGAGCUUCGCCUCUCUCGGGAUUCAAUGGAGAGGGUUUUGAUUGACCGUCUCUCCGGAGACUUUUCUUCCACCACCGGUGAAGCCAGUGAGACACCGUUCCAGUACCUCAUCGGAUGCUACCACCGGGCGCACGAGGAGGGGAAGAAAAUUGCGAACAUGAAGGACAAGAGCUUGCGCUCGGAGAUGGAGGCGGUGGUGAGGCAGGCUAAGAAGCUCUGUGUCAACUACUGCCGGAUUCAUUUAGCCAAUCCCGAGCUCUUUCCGAGCCGGAAUUCGGCGGGUACCGACGCCAAAUCGCCGCUACUGCCGCUGAUUUUUGCGGAGGUAGGCGGCGGAAGCGUGUUCGGGGGCGGCGGUGGCGGGGUCAAGAGUCCGCCGGGGUUUCUGGAGGAGCUUUUCAGGGACCCGGACUUUGACAGCUUGGACCUGAUUCUGAAGGGGUUGUAUGAAGAGUUGAGAGGGAGCGUUAUGAAUGUGUCUGCUCUGGGGAAUUUUCAGGAUUCUCUGAGGGCUUUGUUGUAUUUGGUUAGGUUUCCCUUUGGUGCCAAGUCACUUGUGAAUCACGAGUGGUGGAUUCCCAAAGGGGUUUAUGUGAAUGGCCGUGCUAUUGAAAUGACCAGCAUUUUGGGUCCCUUUUUCCACAUUAGUGCUCUUCCUGAUCAGGCGUUUUUCAAGGGCCAGCCUGAUGUUGGGCAGCAGUGUUUUUCUGAUGCAUCAACUAGGCGACCAGCUGAUUUGUUAUCUUCAUUUUCGACUAUUAAAACUGUCAUGAACAACUUAUAUGAUGGGCUGGCUGAAGUUAUGCUCAUCCUUCUUAAAAGUACAGAUACUCGUGAAAGAGUACUUGAGUAUCUUGCGGAGGUGAUCAAUAUAAAUGCAUCCAGGGCUCAUAUACAGGUUGACCCUAUUACUUGUGCAAGUUCAGGCACCUUUGUAAAUCUCAGUGCUGUCAUGCUUCGUCUAUGUGAGCCAUUUUUAGAUGCAAAUUUAACAAAAAGGGAUAAAAUUGAUGCAAAAUAUGUACAUUACUCAAAUCGCUUGAAGAUAAGUGGGUUGACUGCUCUUCAUGCAUCAUCAGAAGAAGUUGCUGAAUGGCUUAAUAGUAAAAACCCAGCUAAGACUGGGGCAACCAGUCAAUAAAAUGAUGAUCAGAAACGCUUACAACAAUCCCAAGAGGCCAGUAGUUCUGGUAGUAAUAAUGCUGGUGAGCUCUCAAAUGAAAAUUCUGCACCAGCUGAAAAGACGAAAUAUUCAUUUAUUUGCGAAUGCUUCUUUAUGACCGCAAGAGUGCUCAACUUGGGCCUUUUAAAAGCAUUUUCUGACUUCAAACAUUUAGUUCAGGAUAUAUCUAGGUGUGAAGAUGCUCUAUCCACA